AUGCCACCCUCGAAAUCAGAGAGUCGGAAGACACCACAGCUAGGCAGUGAUGACCUGGUCCCCUUUGAUCAUGUUGCCGCCGGACACGAGGGUGUCCGCUGCACCUUGUCUGGAUCGCUGAUCGCGAAACCCUGCACACCGCAAGAGGUGGCGUUCUACGAGUCUAGUCCACUCCACCCGGCCUUCCAGGAAUUCAUGCCCCUCUACAUUGGCUCGCUCUCAUCUGCUGGACAGCAGCAACCGCUGGCGGUCGCUGCGGCCCAGGAAUCCGGCGCUGUAUUUCUCCCCACCCCCGAAGACUCGGCCACCACCUCCGUCGAGCCUCCCUCACAAACCCCCGCCGCGGCACACGAGGCCGCGCCCACACCCACCAAGGAGGAAGGUUGGAUUCCUUCUGGCGGCAAGAAGUUGGAGACGGGCUUGUCAAUCGUGUUGGAGAAUGUCGCCUGCGGAUUCCGGCGGCCGAAUGUGCUGGACGUGAAACUCGGGGCGCGGCUAUGGGCCGACGAUGCACCGCCUGCAAAACGAAACAAGCUCGACGCCGUGUCCAAUGAGACUACAAGCUCCAGCUUGGGGUAUCGCAUUGCAGGCAUGAAAGUGUGGACUGGGCAUAACGGCGAGACCGAUGAGGGUGACCGCACCGACCCGUACGCCACCAAAUACGAGGGUGCCGAGGGCGCGAAGGGAGAGGUCAUCGAGAAGGAUGGGUACCGGCGCUACGACAAGUGGUAUGGACGGUCUUUUAAUGAUCAGAACGUCAGGCAGGGGUUUGAGACCUUUCUCGCUGGCGCGAAAGCGGGCAGGGAGGAUCGGUCGACGCUCGUUGCGCGGCGCUUGGCGGAGGAAUUGAAGAACGUGCAGCAUGUCCUCGAGUCCGAGGAGAGCCGCAUGUAUUCCUCCAGUGUUCUGGUGGUUUAUGAGGGGGAUCCCGAAGCGAUGGAGCACGCUCUCGAAGAGGAAAAGAAGAUCCCGGAGCCCGGCUCCAAGGACACGGAGGAAGAUGAUGAGGAGGAGGACUUUGAAAUCCCCGAGGAAGCAUUAGAGUUGGUUGAUGUCCAGCUCGGGAACGGGAGGGCCCAGCAAGCGAUCAAUAUCAGCAUCGAUCCUCAAACCGCACCCAUACCGGAUCUGGGUGACGAGGACGAGGAGGAAACCCCCAAAGUCCAUGACCUCCGCUUGAUCGACUUUGCGCAUGCCAAUUGGACGCCUGGGCAGGGCCCGGAUGAGAACAUCCUCAAAGGAAUUCGCAGUCUGGUUAAGAUGUUCGAAGAAUUGGCUGCAUGA
Molecule: messenger RNA, 1284 nt
Organism: Penicillium alfredii
Lineage: Eukaryota; Fungi; Ascomycota; Eurotiomycetes; Eurotiales; Aspergillaceae
Product: inositol polyphosphate multikinase
Exons: 2
Coding region: 1-1284 (427 amino acids)
Biological process (GO): phosphatidylinositol phosphate biosynthetic process; inositol phosphate biosynthetic process
Cellular component (GO): cytoplasm; nucleus
Molecular function (GO): inositol-1,4,5,6-tetrakisphosphate 3-kinase activity; inositol hexakisphosphate kinase activity
Source: RefSeq, a predicted model, not a curated record